Messenger RNA from Melopsittacus undulatus (budgerigar), 9305 nucleotides. It is a transcript of the gene RAB32, whose product is annotated as RAB32, member RAS oncogene family. Gene Ontology annotation, biological process: phagosome-lysosome fusion; endosome to lysosome transport. The record is from RefSeq and is a predicted model, not a curated record. Gene Ontology annotation, molecular function: GTPase activity; GTP binding. Bases 225 to 881 code for a protein of 218 amino acids. Lineage: Eukaryota; Metazoa; Chordata; Aves; Psittaciformes; Psittaculidae. The transcript is spliced from 3 exons. Gene Ontology annotation, cellular component: lysosome; Golgi apparatus; trans-Golgi network.
CGUCCUGUGACUGCAGUCAGGUGGUUGUGGGGUUUUUCCUUCCCUCCUUCCCCUUUUCCCCUCCUUCCCUUCCCUCUAUCUUGCUCCGGUUUCCGUGGGCCGGCCCAGCGGGGAGCCGGCUAGGGAAAGUUGGAGGAAAGUUGCCGAUUGGGAAAGUCGAGAGGCGGGAGAGCCGCGGCCCCGGCAGUCCGGCUUCCCCGCCGGGCCCCGAGGGAGGGCCGAGGAUGGCUGGUGGGGAAGGAGCGGGCUCCGGCGUGCCCGAGUCUAGGGAGCAUCUCUUCAAGGUGCUGGUGAUCGGUGAGCUGGGCGUGGGUAAAACCAGCAUUAUCAAGCGCUACGUGCACCAGCUCUUCUCCCAGCACUACCGGGCCACUAUAGGGGUGGAUUUUGCGCUCAAAGUCAUCAACUGGGACAGCAAGACCCUGGUGCGGCUGCAGCUCUGGGAUAUAGCAGGCCAGGAGCGCUUUGGAAAUAUGACCAGAGUAUACUACAAAGAGGCAGUUGGUGCUUUUGUGGUCUUUGAUGUCACAAGAGGGUCUACUUUUGAGGCUGUUUCAAAAUGGAAGCAUGAUUUGGACAGUAAAGUACUACUUCCCAAUGGCAGCCCCAUCCCUGUUGUUCUUCUUGCAAACAAGUGUGACCAGAAGAAAGAUGGCAGCCAGAAUCCCUCUCAAAUGGACCAGUUCUGCAGAGAAGGUGGCUUUGUUGGAUGGUUUGAAACAUCUGCGAAGGACAACAUCAACAUAGAUGAAGCUGCUCGAUUCUUGGUGGAAAACAUCCUUACCAACUACAAAACCUUUCCUAAUGAAGAGAAUGAUGUGGGGAAACCAAAACUGGACCUAGACCCAUUGAAAGCAGAGAGUAAAUCACAGUGCUGUUAAUGCUACCACUGUUCAGUAAAUGUGAUGGGACAACCAGCAAGACUGUUCCUUAAGUCAAACUGCUGCUAUGGUGCUGCAUUGUGACAAUUCAUACGGGCUGUCUGGUAUUAACUAAAUAGGUGAUUCUUGUGGGUGUUUACAUAUUGUUUUGCCUGAAACUGUAUCUUGGGAGUUAUCACUCCACUUGCUUGAGUGGCUAAAUUUAAAUCUUAUUAGUGUCGUCUUACCUGGGAAAAUACGGUAGUGUCUACACUCCUAAAAAGGAACAAAGACAGCAUUCUGUGUCUAGUUUGCUUCUAGGAUGUAUGCUACAUUCCAAAUAGGACUCACUUUUCAUGGUUUUAGCUGAACAGGUACUUGCACCUUUAAACUUUUCCUUUGUCACUAGUAAUGUCUCACUUUAGCCUUCUCACCUACACAUAUGUCCCUAUUUAUUAUCCCCCUCCAUGAGAACCUGUCUCAUUGCUAGUUCUCCUGGAUUGAAAUAUACCAGAAAUACUGAAGGGGCCAAUGACAGAUGGGAGAUAUGUUAGUGUGUUCACUAGGACUGAGUGAAGUAGAUGGCUUCUACCAUGAAUAAGAACAAGAUCUGUAACUGAUGGUAUUUAACAAGUGAAAGGCAUGGUUAUACAGAUACUAACAAAAAUACAUCUCCUUCCAUUUAAGGCAGAAUAUUUUCACCUAAUACUUUACAUAUGAAACAUAUUAAUGGAUACAGUUGAACUUUUGGCACAUAGUUUUUGGCACAUAUGGUAAUCUCACCUAUAUGCACAUCCAGAAAUAAACAUCCAGUAACUUUUUCAUGCAUUAACACUGGAAGCUUUACCAAGAAUGAAAAAGUAAGUAUCUUACUGUUCUGUGAUAAUGAACUUGCUGCUUUUUCCUUUGUCUUCAUAGUUCUGAAUACGAGAAAGGAGAGAGGUCUUGAAGGAAAUAGCUUAACUGGUCCUUGCUAGCCUAUCAAAUCCUUUCCCCCAUGCCACAAGCUCUAUCUUUUCAAUUUUAGAACAGUGCUGCACUCUCCUGACUAGUUGGAGCUGGUGAACUGGUUUACCAGUUUUUAACUUGGUAUACCGAGAUGCUUCUGUUUCCUUGUUAUAAUUCAUGUAUUUUUAGCAGCAAAUGAAGAUCAAAAGUAUUAGAGAGAUUUCACAGUUCUUAAAUACAUUCUGGAAUUCUGGCUCUACUUGGUUGAAAGGCUUUGGAACUCCCCUUUAUUUUAAGGGUUUCUUCUGUCCUGGUAUCUCAUUGCUACUGACUUCAGAAGUCUUACCUUGCUUGGUCUGAUGAUGCUGAUGUUUUCUUAAGCAUCAGCAUGAAUUAUGUGCCAGAUUGGGUAUACUUUAAUCUGUGUUGAGAUUUCUUAGACUACAAUCUUUUUUUUUUUCCUCUAAAGAGUAAUGUAGUUUUUAAGAGAAAAAUAAAUAUAUUUGGGCAUCUUAGGUACGUUGUUGUUUGCUUUUGAGAACAUGAAUCUUCACCCUAUACACAAAUGCUUUCAUUCACAUUUGGAAAGAACUUUGUCUUCUAGUAGUUUGUAUGUGAAAGGCUUAUCUUAAAAUGCCAAGCCUUACUGUGGUAAAGCUAAAACUAUGUUUAAUUAGCUUAGGAUCAUCAGAUAAUUCAGAUGAGCUUUAAUAGACAGCUAGUCUGACUUUGUGCUACAGAGUGGUUUUGCUCCUAUUCUUUGGAGGGAGCAUUACUGUUUGAGACUGGGAUGGAUCAGGAAAUCUGAUACAGCCAGAAAGUAAAUACUAUAAGACAAGACUGGUACUUUAGCCGAAGGAAGGGGAUGGGAGCAUCUACCUGGUAGAAGAGACCAAGACUGUAGUUUAUGGAAAAGUGCUUAAAUCAGACUAGUUAUGAAGCCCUUGCCAUACUAACUGAAAAGCUUUGAUUUGCAAAGAUACAUGUAAGUUUAGACAGACCCAAUGUAACUUCACGCAAGUAAGCAAAGAGUGUCAAACAUCAUUUGUUUUACAUGUACAGGAUAUAUAUAUAUGUAAAGUGAUAGUUCAUCUCAAUCAAAUGAACAGAGGCCCCAUGCUAUUUUAUUUCAUUAUUUCUUGCAAUCUGAAAUAUGCCAAUCUUAAAUGAGCAAGUACCUGACUUCCUAGUCCCUAUGUUUAAAGGACAUUUUUGAGAUGGAAAAAUUUGCGUAAAAAUGUGAAUUGGUGCUUCAGGAAAGUGUUUUCCCUGCUGUGUUUCUAUCAACUGAUUUAAUUAAGGCUGAAGAUGGCAUAUAGUCUUCCUGGAUUGUAGUUGUGCAGUACAUCUGUGCAGCUAAUGCAGAGUCAGCCUCUAUUAAUUUUCAAAGCUUAAUGAGGCAUUAAAAUUGCUGAGAAAACUAGAAAGGAGUUAGAGCAAUUAGUGGUCUUUCAGUAUGGGAUUUUCUAGUUGUAUCUUAACUGCAGUAGCAGAAAAAUAAGCUAUUCCAAGCUUCAGUUUUGUUUGCUUAAACUUUGUGUCAAACCUAUUGAGUUGCAAUAAUGUUCAGUCUCCUUAAACUGAACAAAUCCUUAUUCAUCUAUAGUGGCUAAUCGCUGGGGAAUAGUUUGAGUCAUUCUUACAGACUCAGGGCCUGAGUAACCAUUUGAUAUAUGGAGAGAUGAGGAAAUAGUUAUAAAAGAAAUAUGUGCUAUACAACUGUGAUAUUAAAUGGUGAAGCAUUUUGCUCUUAAAAACUUGCUCCCUUAUCUUUCUGUUCUUAAUAUCUUGCUAGUGACCUUGGUUCCACAACAGGGAACUUGCCCCCUUUCUCCCAUUACAGAUCAUGUUAUUUGGUAAAGACACACAGUUCAAAGUGUGUGUAUGCCUUUUUCCUUCACAUUAUGGAUUGCUAAAGAGUUUAAGAAGUGGGGGCAGCAGUAUACUUUGAAGAGUAUAAAAAAAUCUAUUAACAAAAUGCCAGCGAGAUAGAUAAUAAUUCAGAAUUGAAAUACAUCAUUCACUUGGCAGUAUGCGAAAGGUCACUUCAGAGUUUUGUCCUACAGCACAAUAAGAUUGUAAAUAAGGAACAUAAUAGAUUCAGCUCUAACUAUGUAAUGAAGAUUAUUUGAAAGAAAUUGUGCCUGUAUUUUUCAUGACCAUCAUAAAGCUUUGUUUGUGAGCUCAUUUGUCUGUUUCAAUUUGUGUUUAAACAGGAAAAAAAUACAAUAGUAUUCCUGGUGAAAAUUCCUAGCUUAGACUUCCUAUGUUGCUUACAUUCUCAUGACAAAUUCUGCUAGAUGGUUAUUUUAUCAUUUCAGUUGGUGUACAUACAAAAUGCUUCCUGCCCCAAGUACCUUAAAAACUUCCUUUGUUCAGGUAGAGAUGGUGUUUCAGGUAGCUUUGGCUUGGGAAGUGUGCAAGUAGAGGACCAGUAUCUCAAUAUUGGUUCCUUCAUCCUUCUGCAAAGAUAAUAUCACUGAGUAAAUCAUAAUUUGGUUUGAGCUCUAAAGGAAAUGAAAAUAUGCAGAAUUCCUGGCCUUAUAACUUGAAAUUAAAAUAUGCAGGAUUCAUGGCCUUAUUGCCCUUAAAUUAUAACUGGGACUAAAAGGUAGCUGCUACCUGCCAUAUGGCCUUUUAAAGUUAAGGGAUUCUUAUCUAUCUUUUAUGGAUUCUAGAAAAUUAAAUCAAGUGUUCAGGCUUUUGGUAAAACAUACAGAUUUCUGUUUUGCUCCCCUCCUCUCCCCCACCCUCCCCUUUUCCUUUAGGAAUUUUUAACCUGUUUAUUAUCAUGACCCUGGUGAAAAGCUCAAGUUAUAGUUAUCAGUCUUGUUGGAAAGCUCACAGCUCCUUAAAGGUUAAAGAUAACAUGGGCAUUCUGCCAACUCCAUUUCUAAACUCUUUUGCCCUUUACUGGUAUGUAUCAAAAGUAAUAUUUAGUAUCCAUCUAGAGUAAUAGCCUUUCAACCUCUCACAUUCAGAUGGGUUUGGGUUUUAACUUAUUUUUAUUGAUAUAAAUUAUGAAUUUAUAUGAACAUUGAAAUGUUCAAUAUUGAAAUUGUUGUAUUGUGCACAAAGAUUGCUUCCAUGUUUUUUCCCUGGACAGCAUCUGGCUCAUUGAAGUGCUGAUCCUUCUAUGCGUAUAUGUACAGGCUGUACUGGGCUUGCAUUGACAAGGUUUUGAUUGCAAGGGGCUACAGGAACGACUUCUGUGAGAAGCUGUUAGAAUCUUUCUCUGUGUCUGACAGAGCCAGUGCCAGUCAGCUCCAAGACAGACCCACCGCUGGCCAAGGCAGAGCCCAUCAGCAAUGGUGAUAACACCUCUAGGACAGCACCUUUAAGAAGGGAAAAAAGUUACUGCACAACAGCAAUUUCAGUGGGGGAGAGGAGUGAGAAUAUGAGAGAGCAACAAGUUUGCAGACACCAAGGUCAGUGGAGGAGGGGAUGAGGUGUUCCAGGUGCCAGGGCAAAGAUUCCCCUGCAGCCCAUGGAGGUCCAUGGUGGAGCAGAUACCUACUUGCAGCCUGUGGUGGACCUCAUGCUGGAACAGGGGGAUGCCCAAAGGGAGACUGUGACUCUGUAGGAAGCUUGUGCUGGAGCAGGUUUGCUGGCAGAACUUGAGACCCCAUGAGGGAUCCACGCUGGAGCCGUCUGUUCCUGAAAGAUUGUACCCAUGGCAGGGACCCAUGCUGGAGCAGUUUGUGAAGAUCUGCAGCUCAUAGGAAGGACUCGCAUUGGAGAAAUUUGUAGAGGACUGUGUCCCAUUUGAGGGACCCCACACUGGAGCAGUUUGUGAAGAUCUGCAGCUCAUAGGAAGGACUCGCAUUGGAGAAAUUUGUAGAGGAUUGUGUCCCAUUUGAGGGACCCCAUGCUGGAGAAGGGGAAAAGUGUGAGGAGUCUUCCCACUGAGAAGGAGCAUCAGAAACAACAUGUGAUGAACUGAUUUUAACCCCUGUUCCUUGUCCCCCUGUACCACUGCAGAGGAGGAGGUAGAGAAAAUUGGGAGUAAAGUUGAAGGUGGAAAGAAGGGGAGGGAAGGGGAAAGGUGUUUUUAAGAUUUGGUUUUAUUUUGCAUUACCCUACUCUGACUAGAAAUAAAUUAAUUUCCCAAGGUUGUGUCUGUUGCCUGUGAUGGUGACUGAUCAAUGAUCUUUCCUUGUCCUUAUCUCAACCCACAAGCCUCUCAUUGUAUUUUCUCUGCCCUGUCCAGCUGAGGAGGGCAGGGAGAGAGCAGUCUUAGUGGGUACCUGGCAUUCAGCCAGGGUAAACCUACCAUACAGGCCAACUAUUUUGCUUGAAACUUAAACAGAUGUUGGUUUUGACUGGGCUUCAGCUUAAGAUACCCCAAAUCACUGCCUUCCAAUACUUAGUAGUUUAAGGAACAAUGGCUUUCAGUCAGAUUGUCCAUUGGGAUGCCAUUUGUUUUUGCUGGAUUAUUGGUAUAAGCACAAUUAGAUGAGACUUGCUAUAGCUCAAAUGCAUAUGAUAGUACUUGUGUCAUACAUACGAUGGCACGAGUCUCAAUGAUUUCUGUAAUUUUUGUUUCAGAAGUUAGAAAAUGUAAACUGAGUUGCUUUUAUUAUUAUUUAGCAAAGAUUCAUUUUACUUGAUUGGAAAAAUACAUUUGAAGAUAUCUUACAGGUAUACUCAUUUAUGAUACUGUUACUAACAUUAUUGCAGAAUGUUAAUCAUAAAAUUACAAAAUGUUUAUCUAGCAUUUGCUAGAUAUUUUGCAUUUAUUAAAUAGUAUAACUUUUUCCUUUUAGCCUAUAUGCACAACUGCAAAUUCAGUUAAAGUACACCAAAGUUACCAUUAAAAAGGAUUUGCUACGAUCUGUGGCGUGCCUUAACUUACAAGACAACUUUUUAAAUCUCCUGGGAGGGGAGAAAAACUUACUUCCUUAGAUUGUAAAUAAAAAGUACUAAAGUAAAAAGGUGUAGUAAGAGAUUUAAUAAGCUCCACAGUUCAGUUUUUAACACUGUAUUAAGGCUGUGUAUUCUCAUUUUAAAAACAAAUAUCCUUCUGUCCCUCAGGCUACAAUCAUCACAUCAUUUAGCCAAAGAUUUUGGACUUUUUUUUUUUUUUAGAAGGUAAUGCUGCUUUCUCUGUCAGUAUCCCAUUUGUAAGACUUUCAGUAGCUAGAGUACCACAGUUGUCCUUAACUCCAAACUUCAGAUAGGGAUUUUGAACAGUGUCAGAACCAGGAAGUCUUGCAUUUUGACACUGGAAGAUACUCUUGCUGUAAGUCUUCAAAUAUAAAUUUACGAAAGACAGGUAAAGGUGCUGGCCAGUUCUCUUUAUUUUCCCCUGCUGCCUACAUUCUGUUCCCCCAAUAUUUAAGUGAAGAGGUGAUCAAGGUUGUGGUGGUCCCCCACUUUGUGAAAGCACUUUGGCUAAAAGUUAGAUGUGUUCAUUGAGGGGUCCCACAGGGCUCAAUGGUACUGCUGUAUUUAAUUUUGGCUUGGGUAGAUACUAUUUUACCAAAUAUUUAAGGGUUGUCUUCAUUCCAGAAAGAGACUAUAAUGACAGUGUGAUCAAAAGCUACUUCAGCAAUGGAAAUGGUAAUUUAGCUGGGCUUCUUCAGGAUCCUUUCUAGCACCAUAUCAAAUUCAGAGGAAGCUGGAGUGCCAUAAAAAAUAUGCCUCUGCUAAGAUCAGAUGAGACACAGAACCGUAAGAUAUUUUUGAAAUAGCAGUGGGCAGAAGGUCCUGUGCUUAGGAGAAGUCUGUUAUGCAGUUGGUUGCAAUUUUCUGCCUGUACCUUGUCUUACUCCCAUCAAUUUACCCAAGGUACUUGUAAAUUCCACUUCCCCACUUUGCUUAUUAACCUCAGGCUGACUUAAGAAUUAACAGAAUAGAGCUGUUUCUGGAUAGUUUCAGCCAGUCUGAGGAUGGUUUUGCUCAAGUUCAGUUCCCUGUCAUAUGCCACCUCAGUAGCUGACUGUUCUUAACUGUGUGUGCAGGCUGCUCUUCCAAAGCUCUAUCACAGACUGCAGGGGUUUCCUUUUUCUCAGGCAUUGCCAGUCUCCUCACAAGCUCAAUUUUUCUUUACUGUCUGCUGUUCCUGAAAUACCCACCCACCGUUGUCCUCCCUCAUUCACAAUUUCCCACAGACCUGCACCUUCCUUAUCUCACUCCCACCUAUUCUUUCACUUAGUAAAUAAACAGAAGAGAGUAGUGGAAGUAAGAGCAGAAGAAAAUCCAUUUUACUUUCAUCUCCUGUCUAACUUUGCUGCAACCUGAUGCUUGAAGAUAUAGUAUUUGUUCUUAUGGAAGCUUCUAUGUUUAACUUUCACCUUUUUUUUUUUUUAAUGGAAAACCUGCAGAAGUACAGAAUGGGUAAGCCUGGAAAGGGGUCUUGGGCGUAGUCCUACAUAUAGUCCUCAUGUAGUCCUACAGCCCUGCUCAGAGCCCAAGCAAGUUACUAAUGCUCAUUUGAUGAAGACUACAAUCUCUUAGGAAACCUGUUUCAGUGUUUGACCUCACUGUAGUAAAGGAAAUAUAAAAUCCUAUUUUUAAGAGGAAUUUCCUGUAUUUCAAUGUUCACAUUGUCUUGAAUACUACCACUGAGCACUCCUUGGAAGAAUUUGAGUGUCCUUAGCCUCUGUGUCAGGUAUUUCUGCACAUAAAGAUUUGCAUCUCUACCACACUCCGGACCUUCUCUUACGGCAAAAUCUUUCUCCUGUUUUAUUCCAUAAUCCUUGUACCCUUUGUAAAAUCAGAGUUAAUUCUGAGCUCCAAGACCCCUGAGAGGGGCUUUUGUAGUGUUUCUGUUCAUAGUAUUCUGUAGUAUUUAUAGCUAUUAAAAAGCACAAAAUAUGUGGGACUGAACAGCCUUACAGGACAAGACUGUUUUCCUGUAAGUGAUUGCAUGGGCUACAGAAGUUGAUGUGAUGGUUUAAGAGUGAAAAAAAAAAAAUACAGUGUUUUGAAUGGUGUCCUAGAAGAACAGUGACCAGGAUACCACCCAUCCGUCAUUAACCAGUACCUGUUAUCUUAGUAUUUGCUUAGCUACAUCUCUAUGGGUUCCUAACAUUGGCCAUUUUUGUUUUAUUGUCUCUUGUAUUUAUUUCACAUUUACUAACUGUGAGGCUGCCUCUGCCCUAUCAACUUUUCCCUUCAGGGAGUAUCUGUCAGAUGUAUUUCAUGGCUUGAGACAUGAGGCCAGUCAAGCAGCUGAUCUGACCAAACAUUCUUUGUCAGUUAGAAGACUAGCUUUUCAAAAAUUCACAGUAACUUCUUUUUCCAAACAAGCUGCCGUUGUCAUUGCUGUAAUGUUAUGGAAUUCUAAAUUGAAUCAUUGGAUAAAUAAAAAGUUGUAACUUGAUGGAUGCAAAUCUUUUUUUAAUUCACAAAGCACCUAGAUACAUGUGUUUAUUGCCAUUACACUUUGCAAGCAAACUUACUGUAGAUUUUUAUGGUAAAAAGGUGCAUUUUGAACUUCAUAUAUAGUAGCUGUCAUUUAACAGAGCAAAGAAUAAAGGACUUCUUAGCUUA